AUGUACACAUAUAGCAUGAACGAAUUAAGAACACACAGCGUACAUAAAAAGUUAAAAAGGACAAAGAAAAAAAAGAACAGAGGUGAGUUUUCUUAUAUUUUUUUUAAAAAAGAAAUAGCUAAAUUAUAUGAAAAAGAGAAAAUAAUACUAACAAACAAUAAAAUUGAAAACAACAAUAAUAAAAAUAAUAAUAAUAAUAAUAAUAAUGAUAAUAAUAAUAAUGAUGUGAUUAUAAAAAAUAAAAAUAUUUCUAAUAAUGUCUCUAAAUCACAUCUAGCUAAAAUUGUUAAAAAAGUAGAAAAAAAUAUUCUUCCAAAAUAUAUUAAUUAUAAUAAAGAUAAAAUUAAAAUCUCCAUGAAUUUUAAAGAUAUUAAUAAUAACAAUCAUGAUGAUAAUAUAUUUUUUAAGGAUAAUCAAAAUGUAGAACACACCAUAUUAAAAUUUCCAAACAAAUUUGCAUUACUAAAUGAGGAUAAUAAAAAUCGUGAUAAAAAGAAACAAGAAAAAAAAAAUAAAAAUAAAAUUAAAAAUAAAAUUAAAAAUAAUAAAAAUAAUAAUAAUAAUAAUAAUAAUAAAAAUAAAGAUAUAUUAUCUACAAAUAUAUUAUCUCCAAAUAUAUUAUCUACAAAUAUAUUAUCUCCAAAUAUAUUAUCUCCAGAUGUUUCAUCCCUAUCAUCUUGUGAUGACGUCCACCCAAAGAACUACAAAGAAGAAGAUGAAAAAAAAAAAAUGGUGGUGGAACUAUUAAAAAUUAUUGUCACAAAAAAGAAAAUCGAACAUAUUAGAAAAACUAUAUUUGAACCUAGUAUAAUAAAUUUUGUCAGUGCAAAGAUGAUCAAAUAUAUUAUAAGAAAAAUCCAAAAAAAAAUUGAUUUCAAUACUUUAAAAAUAUUCUUAAUAUCUAAUGUUGAUAUUAAUUGUUUAAGUAAUACUAUCGUUACUAAUAGAAAAAUUGAAAUGUUAGUAAAUUAUAUUUUUUCAAAAAAAAAAAUUAAAAUUGUUGAAUCCUUGUUAAUAAAUUUAUUUAAAUCUAUUCCAUCAACUGAACAAUUUGAAAACACAUUCAAAGAUCUAAUAAUAACAAAAAAAGAUUAUCUUUUAUGUGUCUCACUCUUUGCAUCUUAUUUAAUAAACAAAGCAAAAACUAAUAAAGACUGCGACAAAUAUGAGCAAAUAUAUCAUCUCGUGAGCAAGUUGAUAAUAGAAUCUGAGGAAUCAAACAAAGGAGAUACACAAAAAAAUAAAAAUAAAAAAAAUAAAAAUAAAAAUAAUAUUAAUAAUAAUAAUAGUAAUAGUAAUAAUAGUAAUAUUUUUAGUGGUCAUAAUGUUGAUAAAAAAAAUUGUGUGUUAACCACAAUUUCUUCAAAUAAACAGUCAACAAACAGACCUAAUAAAACCAACCCACUUCGUCUUCAAAACGAUCUAUUAAAUAUGCAAAAUGAUAUAAACGAACAAACGUGUGUAGAUAAUACUACCUUGGGCCUUACUUCUAUUCUCAAAACGAUAAAUGAUUCUAUAAAAAAAAGAGAUGAAGAAAUAAAAAUUCUUCGACAAUCUAUAUUUACACUAGAACAAAAUAUGAAUAAUCUAAGAAUACAAAAUGAAAUAAUAAAAAAAAGAAUUGAUAAAAUAAAUAUUAUGUCAAAUGAAGAAAGUGCCAAUUCGCCUUUAGGAUCUAUUAAUAAUGAUAUCAUAAAUCUAAAAGAGGAACAUAUAGAUUAUAUAUCAGAUAUAAAAGAAAUAAAAUAUGAAAAUGUUAAUAUGAAAAAUAAUGGUAUCAUAACAAAUACAAGUACUGAUGAUACAUCGAAUAAAAAGGAAUCGUUUCAAAAUAAAUUGAGAAAUUUUAUGAGGAUGUUAAAAUUAAAUGAUAUAAAUAAUAUAAACAAAAAUAUAAACAAAAAUAUAAACAAAAAUAUAAGUAAUGAUAUAAAUGGAGAUAUAAAUAAUCAUAUAAAUAGUGAUAAUAUUUUAAAUAAUAUACAAUAUAACGUACGAAUACAAGAAAAGGCAGAUGUAUUAUUCUCAUCAUUAAAUUAUCAUAUAGAUCAAAUGAUAUCAAUAGUAAAUAUAAAUUACAAUAUGAAUGAAAAAAAUGAAGAUAUUAAUAUUCAACAAACUAAUAACAUAAAAGAAGAUAUAUUAAUAGAUAAUAAAAAAUUUAUAAAUGCACCUUUAAAUAUUGUACAUUCAAAUAUUAAAAAUGAAAUUCAAAAUUUUAAACAUAAUAACAGUAUGGAAUUUCAACAUAUGCUCAAACAAAUUAAUAUUAUUGAAACAAAUAAUAAAAUAAACAAUGACAAUUCUUCAAAUAUUUAUAAUAGGUGUGUAACACAAAAAUCUUCUCAUGAUAAAAAAAAUAAUAAUCUUAUAAACGACUUAAGGUUCUUUAUGAAUUCAUCAUUUGUUAAUGUGGAUCACAUAAAUAAAGAUGAAGAGAAAAAAACAACACAUUAUAAUGACAAUGAUGUAUCUAUAAAUAAUAAUAAUAAUAAUAUGGACAAGUCUAUAAUUUAUAAUAUUAACAAUGAUCAAUCUAUAAAUUAUAUUAAAAAAGAACAUUCUUCAUCUGAUGAGAACUCUUUAGAUGAACCCUCCGAAAUGAAUAUGAAAAAAGAAAAAAAAAAAAAAAAUUAUUUCCAGGAUUUUAUGAACACCUUUAAUAAUAACACAAAAGAAUCUAUUAGUAAAGAUAAUACAAAAUUGAAAAAAAACAAAAAAAAAAAAAAUAAAAGCAAAAAUAAAAAUAAAAUAAUUCACGAUAAAGAUAUGAACCAAUCUAUAAAAAGCCCAAGAUUGUCAAAAGAUAAAAGUCAUCAAACUGACACCAAUACAGAUAGUGCUGACAGUGUUGUUUAUAAUUAUAACUUAUUUAACGCUAUCAAUAAUUUGAAUAAACAAUUUUCAAAUGUUGUUAAAAAUAUUCACAUGGAUGAACACUCGAUAGACAAACCAAAAGAAGAAAUACUCGACCAAAAUGGUGAUAAAGAAAAAGAAAAGAAAAAAAAAAAAAAAAAAAAAAAAAAAAAAAAAAAAAAAAAAAAAAAAAAAAAAAAAAAAAAAAAAAAAAAAAAAAAAAAAAAAGAAAAAAAAAAGGAAAGGAAAAGAGAUAGGAAAGAAAAAAAAAAACAACUAAAGGAGAAAAAAAAAGAAAUCAAAGAAAAAAAAAAAAUAGAAAUGAAGGAACAAAGAAAAAAAGAAUUAAAAGAAAAAAAAAAACAAAUGAAAGAAAAUGAGAAAAAAAUCAAAGAAAAGAAAAAACAAAUAAAAGAAAAUGAACAAAAAAUUAAUGAAUUUAAAAAGAAAUCUAAUAAAAAAAAAAAUCUUGAUAAAAUAAAGAAGAAAGAAAAGAAACAAUCAUAUACAUCAUCUGAUGAGAAUAAUAUUCUUAAUAAUAAAUUAAAACCAGAUCAUGAAUAUAAUUUUAUGCAAGUAGAUACACGUGAAAAAAAAGGAAAAAAAAAAAAAAAAAAUGAAGCCAGUAUAUAUGAUGAAUAUAUAACUCAAGAGAAGGCAAUAGAAGGAAUAAUAAAUAAAAAGUACAUAAGGGGUAUACUUAAUGUUAGAAGAAGCGACUAUGGAUUCAUCCUUUUUGACAACAAGAAGAUUCAUAUAAAAAGCAAAAGAGAUAUGAAUAGAGCACUAGAUGGAGAUUCUGUUGUUGUCAAAAUAAAGAAAAGUGUUGAUGAAGAAACAUGUGGAAAAAUAUUAUAUAUUGAAGAACAUAAUGGAUCAGAUAUAAAAUAUGUAUGUAUAUUUCGAGAUAAGAUAAAGAAUAAGAAAUAUAAUGUAGCAAUACCAUUUAAAAAAAACAUUCCAUUAAUAAAAGUAUUAAAUGAAGAUAUUAUUAAAUUUAUGAAUAAAUAUAAUAUAUCUGAUAUAUCUAAUCAAUUAGUUUAUAUAAAAAUAUUUGUCUGGGAUAUAAAUGAAUCAUAUCCAGAAGGAAAAAUUGUAGAAAUUCUUGGACAGAAUGAUAUAUUUCAUAACAUGCAAAAUGCUAUUUUAUUAAAUCAUAAUUUAAAUUUUAAUUUGAAAGAUGCUUUAGAAGAUCAAUAUUUAAAAGAUCUAAAAAAUAAAGAUACAUAUAAACAAAUAAUCUCUGAACAAAUAAAAAGAAGAACUGAUUUAACUAAUACAUGUAUUUUUACAAUUGAUCCAGAUACUGCUAGAGAUUUAGAUGAUGCUAUUAAUAUUAAUAAAAUUAGCAGAAAAAAAAUUAUUAGUUGUAAUUAUUACAUUCAAAUUAUUCAUAAUUUAAUAACUCAUAAUGGAGAUAUUGAAGAAUUAAUUUUAAAAAAAAAUAUUUCUUUAUAUAAAAAUGAUGAUGAUAAUAAUUUUUUUCAAAAUCUUAAGAAAAGUACAUGUGUCAAGGAUAUACAAAAUGUUCAAUAUGGUUCCUUCUUAAAAGAAAAAAAAAAUAAUAAUAAAAAUAAAAAGAAAAAAUUAAAAGAAAAUUCUACAUAUAUUAAAAAAAAAAAACAAUCAUAUAAUAAUACCCAUUCAUCCUCUUUCUUAUCAGACAAGAUGAACAGCACAUCACAACAUAAUAAAAAUAAUGAUAAGUUGAUGGGUGAGCAUAAUAUGCAAAUGAGAAUAUCAAAAAAUAAGUAUACAAAUGUAAACACAAAUCAGCCUAGGUGUAACGAUAUAAUGAAUCAUAUAAUUAAUGAAAAAAAUUUUAAAAUUAAUACAAAUAGUGAUGAAGAUAUGCACAACAAUUAUAAUGAUAAUGAGAACAAAUAUAAUAAUAUGUAUGACAGUGAUGAAAAUGAAGAUGUCGAUGAAGAUCAAAUUGUAAACGAUGAUACAAAUACAAACACAAAUACAAAUACCGAUGCAGAUGCAGAUAAAGGGGGCGAUGAUUUCUUUUUUACAUCGAAUAAAUAUGAUGACAUAAUACCAUCAGACACAGAAAGUGUAUUAAAUAAUAUAUAUGACUCUAAAGGAACAAAAAUAAACAAAAAACUAAAAAGAAAUAAUAACAACCAUAAUAAUAUUAUUAAUAAUAAUAUUAAUAAUAAUAAUAAUAUUCAUGUAAAAGGAAUGAAUAUUAAAAAAAAAAAUGCAUACACUGAACAUUUUGGUGACCUCUUUGAAGAUAAUUCAAGGGAUGAUGCUUACAAAGAAAUGUUAACCAUAUACAAUAAUAAUGCAAACGAAAAAAAAAAAGAAAAAAAAAAAAAAAAGAAAAAUACAAAAGACAAGAAAAAUAAAUAUGAUACUCAUAGCGCAUGUGAGACAGACCAUGAAGAUAUGUUCAAUUUUAUUUCAAAACAAGAUAAUGUAAUUAAAGAAAGAGGAAAAAAUUCAAUGUAUACAACAGAAAAAGAAAAAAUGCAAGAUGAGCUAGAAGAACAAUUAAUUCGAGACUUAAAAAAUGUAAACCAUAUUGAAAACACCAAUGAAAAAAGAGAAGAUAUUGAAAUAGAAGAAAAAAAUCGAAUGUUGAAGUUUGAAAAAAUAUUUUUAGAUAAUAGUGAUUAUGAAUCUAUUUUAAAGAAUAAAAAAAUAUUAAACGAUGACGAAACACAAACAAAAAUACCAAAUCUAUCACAUGAAGAAAAUACCAAAAAAAAAAAGAAAAAAAAAAAAAAUAGUAAUUUAAAUAACUCUGAUAAUGAAAAUAAAAGAGGAACAUUAAAUUAUGAAACAUUUUUCAAAAAUGAAUACAAUAAAGAUAUUGGAUAUAAAUAUUUUGAAGAUCAUGAUUUAUAUUGUGAGAAAUGUAAAAAAUAUAUUAAUAUAAAUGAUAUUAUAAAUGAAAUGAAAAAAGAAGAAUGGAAUAAAUAUAAUUUAUAUGAAGUAGGUGUACAUAUAACUGAUGUGUCCUUUUUUAUCAAAGAAAAUUCUUCUCUAGAUAUUGAUGCACGUAAUAGAGCCAUGACCAUUUAUUUAACUCAUACAUGUUUUCCAAUGAUAUCCAAAAUUUUAAGUGAAGAAUUAUGUAGUUUAGAUCCAGUUAAUAAUCGCUUGUGCUUAUCCAUUUUCUUUUAUAUGGAUAGCUCAGGAAAAAUAGAUCAUAACUCUUUUUUUAUUAAAGAAAGUAUUAUAAAUAGCAAAGUUAAAUUUUCAUAUGAAGAAGUCUAUUUUAUCAUACGACAAUAUGUAAAAAUUAAACAAUUAAUUAACAAAUUGAAAAAAGAAAAAUUAAAUGAUAUACUAAAUAAUCAUACACAUGGUAAAUUAAUGCAAAAUUAUAAUGACAAUAUCAAAUAUAAUUAUACACUCAAUGAGGACAAUAAUAUCAAUCAACUAAUCAAAGAAACCAAACAUAACGAAAUUAUAAAUCAUGAUAAGGAAAUAGAACAAACACAAGAUAUUACUAAAAAAAAGACUAGUAUUUAUAGACGAUUUUUAAAUUUGCAUUUUUAUAAAAAUGGUAAUAAGCAAAAGAAAAAUUCCCAAAGUGGUGAUUCGAAUGGACAAAAUGAUAAUUUACAUGAACAGAAAAAUAUUUUGUAUGAACAAAAUGAUAAUUUACAUGAACAGAAAAAUAUUUUGUAUGAACAAAAUGAUAAUUUACAUGAACAAAAUAAUAAUUUGCAUGAACAAAAUGAUAAUUUACAUGACCAUAGUAUUACUUUGCAUGAACAAAAUGAUAUUAUUUCUGACCAUAUACAUAAUUCAUCCAAUCGUACAUUUCCAAAUGAAAACAAAAUAUAUACAAAAUACCAAACACAUGGUAAGGAUAUUAAGAAAAAUUUAUCAGAUGGAAACAUGUUUGAUAUUUUUGCAUUAUGUCAGAAGACUGAUAAGAGCGAUACAAGUUGUAAUAAUAAGGUUGUGUGUUUGAAUAAGAAAGAAAAAAAAAAAAUAAUAAUUUCUUAUUUGUUAAAAAUACCGGAGGUGAAGGAAGGUAUAGAUGGUUUAUUAAAAAUAUUUGAGAAUUUGAAUAAUAUGAAACAUAAAUUAACAUAUAAAGAAAUGUUUAGUAUAAUAAAACAUUUAUAUGACAUGCAUAAAAUAACAAAAGGUGCUCGAAAUAUUAGAAGAGAAAAUGGUUCUAUGUUUUUUAAUAAUGACAAGAUAAAUUUUAUAUUAUCGAAUUCUCGUAGUCCUAUAGGAAUAGUUCGUAAGAAGUAUACUUUUUCAAAUUACAUGAUAGAAGAAUUAAUGUUAAGUGCAAAUAAGCUAAUAGCUAUACGUCAAUAUUUUAGUAAGUAUAGGGACAUAUCAGUAUUUAGGUCCCAUAAUUUAAAUGAUGCAAUUGAUAUAAAUGAUAUAAUGGAUUUAUUAAAAAAAAGUGGCAUUCAUUUUGAAUUUCAUGACUUACGACAAAUUAUGAAAUUUUUGGAUGAGAAAAAAAAGUACUUUAAACAAAAGAAAAAUAAUAUAUAUGAUAUUGUAUCAGCAUAUAUGAAGAAAAAGAUGGUUAGAGCAGAGUAUCAUACAUAUAAAUAUAUAAAGGAUAAUAAUAUGAGUACAUAUCAUUAUGCUCUUUCCUUUUUGUUGUAUACUCACUUUACAUCUCCUAUAAGAAGAUAUCCGGAUAUAUUAGUUCAUCGAGUGAUCAAAAAAAUUAUAUCUGAUGAGCAAAAGUUAAAUCAAAAUUUAUUUACAGAGCAGGAAAUAUUGAAGAACACAGAAACGCAUGACGUGGGCAUACUUGAAAAAAUUUGUGAAAAUUGUAAUAACUGCAAAGCAAAAUCGAAGAAAGCUCAAGUGGAUUGUGAAAUUGCUUUUUUCUGUUUGUAUUUACAAAAACUGUCGCGUCCCGGUUAUAAUAGAGGAAUAAUUAUGGACAUAUACAAGGAAAAGUCUUCCAU
Messenger RNA from Plasmodium gaboni, 7766 nucleotides. RefSeq names its product putative ribonuclease. The annotation marks the transcript as partial. Gene Ontology annotation, cellular component: exosome (RNase complex); P-body. Gene Ontology annotation, biological process: mRNA catabolic process. Gene Ontology annotation, molecular function: RNA binding; 3'-5'-RNA exonuclease activity. The record is from RefSeq and is a predicted model, not a curated record. The transcript has 5 exons. NCBI's taxonomy places the organism in Eukaryota, Apicomplexa, Aconoidasida, Haemosporida, Plasmodiidae.